AUGGAUCUGAGCAUGCCUUUUGUUGAAACUGAAUGCGAGGAGUGUGGAAAGCUGUGUUAUCGGUGGUGUAAAGCAUGCCAAGUUAAAGAGUUUAGGCGAAAGUUCAAUGAUUGGUCUAGUGGUAACAUAGCUAUUGACCAGCUGAUUCAAAAUACUCAGCUCAAUGCAAGCGAGUAUAAAGGAUAUCUCGAAUGGAUUCCACCUGAAUCAGUGGACAUUAAUGAACAAGUAUCAGAAGGUGCCUUUAGUACUAUUCUUUCGGGAACAUGGCUGGAAGGUCCUAGGUGGAAGUGGGAUGAAGAAGACAAUAGUUGGCAUAGAAGUGGUCCUUUAGAUUGUGCUUUAAAAAGGAUAGAGGAUUCUAAUAAUAUAAGUCAAGAAUAUUUAGAUAAUGGUGAUUCAAUGGUCGAAUGCUUCGGAAUUACUCGUGAUCCUGAAACAGGUUGUUAUAUGUUCGUUGUUAGACUUUGUAAUGAAAACCUUUAUCAACUCCUUAAACGAACUAUGGGACGACUUGCAUGGAAGAAUAGAAUUUGUAUGCUUUAUGAAAUUGCUAAUGGUCUUAAACAAAUCCAUGAUUGCGGGCUUUAUCAUGGAAACCUGCAUGGUGGAAAUUUGUUAACUGAAAUGACAACAAAUGGCAUUAACAUAAGAAUUUCUGACACGGGAUUGCAUGGUUUAAGACCAAAAAUUAAUGAAAAUAUUCCAGAUAUUUAUUCAGUUUUAAUGACAAGAUGCUGGCAUCAAGAUCCAAAGCAACGCCCAAAUAUUGCUGAACUUUGCAAUAUUUUAAGUCAAUUUGCAUUAGAUAUGCGUGAUAACACUUCAUCGAUUUCGAAACAAUUUUCUUUCGCACAUUGUAUUACCCGCGGUGCAUCUAAAUAUUCUUUCUAUAGUAAAGGAAAAAUGAUUAUUGACAUAUUUGAUAUAUUAUCUAUCGCUUGGAAUAUUCCACGGAAAAUCUGA
Messenger RNA from Cetraspora pellucida, 966 nucleotides. NCBI's taxonomy places the organism in Eukaryota, Fungi, Glomeromycota, Glomeromycetes, Diversisporales, Gigasporaceae. The record is from the annotation of a GenBank genome assembly.